AUGGAUUUAAAGGAAUAUAAAAAUUCCCCAUUUAUACUUAAAUUUAAAGAGUUGAAUGAAAAUAUUAGUAAUAUUGAAGAAGUUAAAAAGCUAGAAAUUGAGAUGAUGAAACUUUAUGACACAAAAAUACAAGAUAUUCAAAAUCAAUGCAGAGGAUUACUUGACAAAACAAUACAAACUAGAGAUGAGAUUAAAAAAGAAAAUAACAACUUAAAAAGUGCAAUUUCUGUUAUGAGAGAAAGUGUUGAUAGGGAGAAGAAGUAUUAUCAAGAACAAUAUCUGAAAAAAGAAAGUGAAGCCAACAUCCAUAAAAGACAAGUUGAAGAAAUUGAAAUUGAAAAGAAGUCACUUGAAGACAAAAUGAAUAAACUAAAAGAAGAGAAACAACAAGCUGAUGAUGAAAGAAAUUUAGCAAUUGAUGAAAUGAUGAAAUUAAAAGAAGAGCUAGAAAAUGAAAAGUUGAAUCUUCUUAAAUUGAAAGACAUGAAUGAAACAUUAGAAGCACAAUUAAAAGUUGAAAAGAAAAAGAAAAUAGAAGGAGUUGAUGAGUUAAAAUGUCAAGUUGUUAAAAUUCAAAAGACUAAAGAAGAAACAGAAAAAAAGUUCAAUAAAGAAAUAGAAGAGUUAAAACAGACAAAUAGAGAAAUAAGUAAGAAGUUAGAAGCAGAAAUUAAGAAAAAAGAGGAUGCCAAAGAAAUGGCAAAAGCAGAAUUAACUCGAUCAUUUAAAAAAUUACUAAAUGCAGUUAAAGAAGAAACAGAAAAAAAUUCACAGACUGAAAUUAAACAACUAAAAAGAGAAAAUGAAGAGUUACAAAAGAGAAAAGGAAAUGAGAUGAGAAAUGAGAUUCAACCAUUGAAAAGAAAAAUUGAAGAAAUGGAAUUGAAAAGAAAGGAAGAGGAAGAAGUUCAUAAAAAAGAAAUAAAAGCUAUUGAAUUACAAAAAGAAAAAGAAAUAAAAGAAGUAAAAGAAGUAUUAACACAAAAGAUUAAUCAAUUAAAACAAGAAAAGGAAAAUAUUGACUAUAAACUUAGUAUUGAAUUAAAGGAUGAGAAAAGUGAAAUAAAUAAAUUAAAACAAAAAAUUACAAACAAUGAAACAAAAGAAAAGAAAUUAUUAAGUCAAAUCGAAACUCUUCAAACACAUUUAUCCAAAAAAGAACAGGAGUUUGUUGUGAUGAAAGAAGCAGGAGAAAAACUUAAAAAAGAAAAUGAAGAUAUUAAAGAAAAAAAUAAACAAUUAAUUGAAGUGUCAAAAACUAAUGAAAAAGCACAACAAGAAAUUAUUAAUCAAAAAGAUAAAGAAAUUCAAAAUGUUAAUGCUGAAUUAAAUCAAAUGAAAACAGUCAAUACAACAAUUACAUCUGAACUUGCUAAAGAACAAACUACCACAAAGACACUUCAGAAUGAAAUAAACACUGCCUUAAAGAUUAUUGAUGAAAUGGAAAAAGAAAUAAACACAUUUACUAUUUGGAUUCCUUUAGAAGAAAGUUUUUUAGGUACGAAAAAACGUAUUCAAUUAAAUCAUGGAUUGGUAACGGAAGAGUUACAUGUUCCUAUUCACACAGGAGUCAAAGACAAUGAACAAGUGAAGGUUGGAGACUAUACAUUUACUAUUCGAAUCUUCCCACACAAAUACUGUUGGAGAGAAGGUGAUGACUUAUAUAUCAACAUCAAAGGUUGUGAAUUUUUCACUCAUCCAAGUGGAAGAAAGUUUUCUGUUCUUAUGGAAAUGCUUAAUACAGACAAAUAUCUUUUAAAAACAAAGGAAAAGGAACAUUGGGGGUAUAACGAAAUCGGUGACUGUUAUUUAGUCAAAGAAAGACCAGACAAAACAGUGCCUCUUAGCAACAAAGUUGAUGAACUGAAGAAACAUUAUCUUGAAGACAAAAACAUGUUAAUGCAAACUAUCAAAAAAACUCAAAAAAUACUUAUCGAUAAUUCCAUCAUAAAUGAUAGUAUCCGUGAAACUACGCAUAAAACUAAAUUACAAAAAGUCAAUGAUAAAGAAAAACAAGUCAAAGAGAAGGAGGUACAAGUCAAUGAUAAAGAAAAACAAGUUAAUGAGAAGGAGGUACAAGUUAAUGAUAAAGAAAAACAAGUUAAUGACAAAGAGAAACAAAUAAACCAAACAAAAGAAGAAUUAGAAAAAAAAGAAAGUCAAAUUAAACAAAAUCAAAAUAGUCUUGAGAAAGAGAAAGAGGCAAUUGAAAAAAAAAAGAAGGGUUUAAUCAAGAAAUUAGAAACAAGUGUUGAAAUUAUUAAUGAAGAACAAAAAUCAACAUGGGUUAAUCAAUUAGUUAUUUUUGAGAAAAACAAAAACACAUUCAAAGAUAUUAUUACGCGUGCAUUAAAUGAAAGACUUAAUGGAAAAGGAAGUGUUGAAGAUAAAAUAAACAAGCUAUUUGCUGAGUUAUCUGAAAAAAUACAAAUUCUCGAGGAUGUUCAACUCAUUUUGAAACAGAAUGAUAGUAAAUCAUUUGUUAAUCCUUUAAUUGUUGUGACAGGUAUUGUUGUUGUGGUGGUAAGUAUUUGCAUUGGUUAUAAAUGUAUUUAUAAAAAUCCAAACUAG
This is a messenger RNA of Entamoeba histolytica HM-1:IMSS, 2571 nucleotides long. RefSeq lists its product as uncharacterized. The coding region runs from base 1 to 2571 and encodes 856 amino acids. NCBI's taxonomy places the organism in Eukaryota, Evosea, Mastigamoebida, Endamoebidae. Gene Ontology annotation, biological process: protein folding. The record is from RefSeq and is a predicted model, not a curated record. The transcript has a single exon.